This is a messenger RNA of Prosopis cineraria, 1700 nucleotides long. Its product is annotated as probable UDP-glucosyl transferase 73B6. Bases 138 to 1586 code for a protein of 482 amino acids. The record is from RefSeq and is a predicted model, not a curated record. Lineage: Eukaryota; Viridiplantae; Streptophyta; Magnoliopsida; Fabales; Fabaceae. The transcript has a single exon. Gene Ontology annotation, molecular function: UDP-glycosyltransferase activity.
CAUCAUCUGCUGCAUCGCCUGCACGCAAUUUCUUUAAUUUAACCCCUCUCCAAUAGUGUAAUUUCCUGUUCUUCUCAUUCAAAAUUUCCCAGAACAGGUCUCAAAACGCAAAAGCUUGCUAACAAAGAAAGCAGAACAUGGCGAGUGAAAACCAGAAACACAAACUCCACAUAUUCUUCUUCCCUUUCCUUGCUCAUGGCCACAUGAUCCCCACUGUUGACAUGGCUAAACUCUUUGCUAGCAGAGGCGUCAGAGCUACCAUCAUCACCACCCCUCUCAACCUUCCUCUCAUUUCCAGAUCUAUCCAACAGUCCACACUUCUUGGCCUUCCCAUCAACCUCCUCUCCAUCAGAUUCCCGUGCGUCGAAGCUGGCUUACCAGAAGGCUGCGAAAAUGCUGACGCUGUAUCUUCCUAUUCUAUGAUUCCCAACUUCUUCGAAGCAACCACGAUGCUUCAAGAGCCUCUGGAGCAGCUCCUGCGAGAACAUCACCCAGAUUGCCUCAUUGCCGGUUCGUUCUUUCCGUGGGCCACUGAUUCUGCAGCCAAAUUUGGGAUUCCGAGGAUCGUUUUUCACGGGACUGGGCUUUUCCCUUUAUGUGCGGGCGAUUCUGUAACAGUCCACCAACCUUACAAGGAUGUCGCGUCUGAUUCAGACCCGUUUGUGAUCCCUAAUCUGCCGGGAAUCGAGAUUCAGAUGACAAGGAUGCUUUUGCCUGCUUUCCUCAUGAGCAAUGAAGAUACUUUCUUUUCCAGAUUGUUUAAAGCUUCGAAGCAAUCCGAACUGACAAGCUUCGGGGUGGUCGUGAAUAGCUUCUAUGAAUUAGAGGGAAUCUAUGCAGAUCAUUAUAAGAAAGUGCUUAGAAGAAAGGCAUGGCACAUAGGCCCACUAUCUUUAUGCAACAGAGACCAGAAUGAAAAAUCAAACAGGGGAAAACAAGCUUCCAUGGAUGCAGGAGACUGCUUGAAGUGGCUUGACUCCAAGAAACCCGACUCUGUUAUGUACAUCUGCUUCGGAAGCAGAUCAGACUUCACCAAACCUCAGCUCAAGGAAAUAGCCGCGGGUCUAGAAGCUUCUGGACAGAAUUUCAUCUGGGUAGUGAGGAGAAGCAAGAAGGAUGGAGAUGAAGAUUGGCUUCCGGAAGGAUUUGAGGAGAGAACGGAAGGGAAGGAGUUGAUCAUUAGAGGUUGGGCCCCACAAGUGUUGAUUCUGGAACACGAAUCGGUGGGUGGGUUUGUCACUCACUGUGGGUGGAAUUCGACGCUGGAAGGAGUGAGUGCAGGUGUACCGAUGGUGACGUGGCCUGUGUCAGCCGAACAAUUUUAUAACGAGAAGUUAGUGACUGAAGUGCUGAGAAUUGGGGUAGCGGUGGGAGUGAAGAAAUGGGUUCCGGUGGUGGGGGAUUACAUAGAGAAGGAGGCGAUCGUGAAGGCAGUGAAAGAGAUCAUGGAAGGAGACGAAGCAGAGGAAAUGAGAAACAGAGCAAAGAAACUUUCGAAGAUGGCGAUGGAGGCUGUGGAGGAAGGAGGAUCAUCCUACUCUGACUUGAAUUGUCUUAUAGAAGAGCUUGUGGGGCGCUCCUAUUGAACUACAUACUGUUUUGUCUCCCAUUUUGCAUUCGACAAAGGUUCCUUUGACUCUUACCAGUGACUCUGCUGUUAACAUUAGCUUGAUGAUGAAUAAUAUUGAGCUUGUUCACCA